CUCGCCCAGCAUCAGCCCCGAGAGGAAGACGAUCUCCACCGUUGCGCAGCUGGAGGAGCUGGUGCAGGAUCUCUGCACGCACGACGGCCUCAUGUGGAACCGGGCCGGCUUCGCUGACCUCGUCCGCCUCAAGUCAUCCGGUUUGAAUGAGACGCAGCUGUACCUGAGCGAGCUCGGUGUGGUGGAGGUGGCGGACACGGAGGCCGAGGGCGGGUUGGCGCCGGGCCAGGCGGCUCCGGGGGCCGUCCCCGCCGUCCCGGGCCGUCGUCAGCCCGGCGCUCUCUGCUGCUGCUCCAACUGCGGCUGCUUCGGCGAGCCGGCCGACUUCUACGCCGACGGCGCCUUCUGUGGCAAGGUUUGUCAUGACGUUGCGGCGGGCCGCGCUGCAAUAAAGAAAAAAAGAGCCGAGCUUGCCGAUAAAAAGAAAAGGAAAUUGGCAGACGUUGAGGAAGAAGACGAAAAAGAUGUGAAACCAUGGAAAAAGCUCCAUGAGGACAGCCCGCCGCUGGUGUACGGCGGCGGCAGCUUCUCCUGGUCCCGGUACCUGAGGGCGCUCAGCCGGAGCGUGCCGGCGGCGCGCGCCGCGCCAGAGCUGGGGCCGGAGCUGCCAGAAGCGGCCCGCUUCCUGCCGGGCCAGCGGCUGGAGGCGGUCGACCCGGCGCGGCCGGAACUCAUCUGCGCCUGCACGGUGGCCGAGGUGGUCGGGAGCCGGCUGCGGGUGCACUUUGACGGGUACAGCGUGCGCUUCGACUUUUGGACGGAUGCGUCGUCUCGGCUGGUGUUCCCGUGCGGCUGGACGGAGCGGCACUGGGCGCCCGCCUGCAGCGUGCGGCCACCGCGCGGCCACGUCGGCCCCUUCAGCUGGCCGGCGUACCUGCGCCAGCAGGGCGCCCAGGCUGCGCCCGACCGCUGCUUCUCCGGUCUCGACGAUCUCGAGUCACCCUUCAAGCGGGUGUCGUCGGACCUGCACGUGGGCCACCGGCUGGAGGCGGCGGACGUGUCAGAGCCGCGCCACAUGCGGCCGGCGCGCGUGGCGCAGGUGCGCGCCUUCCAAUUCCUGGUGGAGUUCGACGGCGCGGCGGCGCCGCCCGGCUUCUGGGCCGAGUUAGACUCGCCGCGCGUGCGGCCGGUGGCCUGGGGCGAGGAGCACGGCCUGCCCGUGCUGCCAGCCGACGGUCCCGAGGCGCGGCCGUUCAGCUGGCAGUCGCACCUGGUGGAGACGCGCUCGCUGCCGGCGCCGGUCCCGGCGCUGGUGCGUGUCAUGCACGUGGUGGAGGUGACGCGCCACGGCCUGUGCGUUGCCGACUGUCCGUACGUGGAGGACGCCGAGCGGCGUCACCAGGCCGCUGACCGGCUCACCUCCGAACUGCCCGAGGAACCCGACCUCACCAGGUACUGCACGGGCUGGGGAGGCGGACGGCGGGGGCGCGGCGCCUGGAGAGGCCCGCGCCCCGACAGCGGACCGCCCAGCAGCAGGGGAAGUGUCCACCUGCACCGAGACCUGAGCAGCAUCGCCAGCGAAGUCUCUAACUCCGUCUUCGACAGCAAGGACCGACCCGUCCAAGAUGUGCGCGCCGCAUGGCCGCGCUGCCCGCUGCUGCGCCGCGUGGACCGGUUCCUGGCGGAGCACCGUGCCGUCCACCUUUGGGGCGCUAACAUGGUGCGCCUGUUCCUGGAGCAGUUCGCGCCGCCGGCCGCCGACGCGCGGCGACUGCAGACGUUUGUGGAUGAGGAAAUUGACGGCGAGUCGCUGCUGCUGCUGACCCGCGAUGAUCUGCGCUCGCUGCUCAAGCUCAGUCUCGGCACCGCCAUCAAGUUGCACGGCUGCAUCGUACGCAUGCGCAAGCACUUCAACUACCGCGGCCAGAAGGCUAACGCCAACGGCUCCAGGCCGACCUCCAGGUCUUCCAACGGCUCCAGGCUGAACUCCAGGUACUACACCUGCUCCAGGCUGGCCUCCAGGUCCAACACCAACUCCAGGCUGGCCUCCAGGUCCAACACCGACUCCAGGCUGGCCUCCAGGUCCAAACCAGCCACCGGCCCCAGGCUGACCUCCAGGUCCUAUACCGACUCCAGGCUGGCCGCCAGGUCCAACACCGACUCCAGGCUGGCCUACAGGUCCAACACCGACUCCAGGACGACCUCCAGGUCUUACACCGACUCCAGGCUGGCCUCCGGGUCCAACACCAACUCCAGGCUGGCCUCCAGGUCCAACACCAAUUCCAGGCUGGCCUCCAGGUCCUACACCGACUCCAGGCUGGCCCCCAGGUCCAACACCAACGCCAGGCCGACCUCCAGGUCCAACACCGACUCCAGGCUGACCUCCAGGUCCAAACCAGUCACCGGCUCCAGGCUGGCCACCAGGUCCUACACCGACUCCAGGCUGGCCUCCAGGUCCUACACCGACCCCAGGCUGGCCUCCAGGUCCUACCCCGACUCCAGGCUGACCUCCAGGUCCAACACCGACUCCAGGCUGACCUCCAGGCCCAAACCAGUCACCGGCUCCAGGCUGGCCUCCAGGUCCUACACCGACUCCGGGCUGACCUCCAGGUCCCACACCGACUCCAGGCUGGCCUCCAGGUCCCACACCGACUCCGGGCUGGCCUCCCGCACCAUCUGGCGCCCAGGCUCCGCCGCGGCCGUCGCCGGCGGGCUGCCAGCGGGGCACAGUGGCGGCAGCUCCGCCCGCCGGCAGGCCCCUUAACAUGCUGCCGAGGUCCAUGGCUCUCCCCUGGCCGGGCGCACCGGCUGAGGCGCCGCCGCCUGCCUGCCUGCCGGCCACGAAGGCCGUGGUCUGCUGCGGGCCGUAGCCGCCGCGGGCGCCGCCACCGGUUCCGACGCACCCAGCGCAGUCGCCGGACGCGGAGAAAGCCUGGCCGACACCGGCACCAUGAC
Messenger RNA from Pollicipes pollicipes, 2895 nucleotides. Its product is annotated as lethal(3)malignant brain tumor-like protein 1. Lineage: Eukaryota; Metazoa; Arthropoda; Thecostraca; Pollicipedomorpha; Pollicipedidae. The transcript is spliced from 15 exons. Gene Ontology annotation, biological process: negative regulation of DNA-templated transcription. Bases 92 to 2704 code for a protein of 870 amino acids. Gene Ontology annotation, cellular component: nucleus. The record is from RefSeq and is a predicted model, not a curated record. Gene Ontology annotation, molecular function: chromatin binding; histone binding.